UAUAAUAAAGGUUAUGAAUUUGUUUUUGUUAAAUUUUUACCAAAAUGUGUUUAAAUUUAAAAGCUAAUUAAUUUUGGUUAUAAUUAUCAAAAAUUCAACUGAUUAAAAUUUGAUUUUAGAUUAAAUUGCGUUUUAAUUUUUAAUUAUGGCCGACAAACCAAGAAAUUAUCUCGAUGAAUAUAAAAUCAAGCAAGAUCCAUAUGAUUGUGGUUUAGCUGAUGACUUAUGGGAUUUUGAACAAUUUAAAGAAAAAUUUAAGAUAAUUAUAAUUCGACAUGAAAAUAGUGAAAUAGAAUUUGAUAUGAUAGGAUGUCAUCCUAGCAUCGCAAAUGCUUUUCGUCGUAUUAUGCUUAGCGAAGUCCCAAGUAUGGCAAUCGAAAAGGUUUAUAUUUUCAAUAAUACAUCAAUUAUUCAAGAUGAAGUGUUAGCUCACCGUCUUGGUUUGAUUCCGCUAAAAGCUGAUCCCAGAUUAUUUGAAUAUAAAAGUGAAGAUAAUGAAGAUGGUACCGAACAUGAUACUUUAGAAUUUGAAUUAAAAGUUAAAUGCACAAAACGGAAAGAUAUUAAAGAUUCUUCUAACUUUGAUACAAUAUAUAAAAAUCAUAAAAUUUAUUCUGGACAAAUUAAGUGGUUACCUAAAGGUAAACAAGCGAGUAUUUAUAAUGAAAAUAGUGUGGGCCCAAUUCAUGAUGAUAUUUUAAUAAGCCAAAUGAGACCUGGUCAUGAAUUUGAUUUAAAAUUACUUGCUGUAAAAGGAAUUGGAAAGGAUCAUGCAAAAUUUUCACCAGUUGCUACAGUUUAUUAUCGUUUAUUACCAGAAAUUAAAUUAAACCGUGAAAUAUCUGGUAAAGAAGCUUUCUUGUUACAAAAAUGUUUCUCUCCAGGUGUUAUAGGUAUUGAUGAUAAUGAUUGCGCAUAUGUUAAAGAUGCUCGUUAUGAUGCAUGCAGUCGAAAUGUGUAUAGAUAUCCCCAAUUAGCGGAUUCAGUUACAAUGUCACGGAUACGUGAUCAUUAUAUAUUUAAUAUUGAAUCAGUUGGUGCCAUGAAUCCUGAAGUAAUAUUUAUUGAAGCUGUAAAAAUUUUAAAGAAAAAAUGUCGAAAAUUUAUUGAAGAAAUACAAGCAAAUUAAAUUUUAAUAAC
Messenger RNA from Condylostylus longicornis, 1140 nucleotides. It is a transcript of the gene Polr1C, whose product is annotated as DNA-directed RNA polymerases I and III subunit RPAC1. The record is from RefSeq and is a predicted model, not a curated record. Gene Ontology annotation, molecular function: protein dimerization activity; DNA binding. Gene Ontology annotation, biological process: DNA-templated transcription. NCBI's taxonomy places the organism in Eukaryota, Metazoa, Arthropoda, Insecta, Diptera, Dolichopodidae. Bases 146 to 1129 code for a protein of 327 amino acids. Gene Ontology annotation, cellular component: RNA polymerase I complex; RNA polymerase III complex. The transcript has 2 exons.